CUUAUGGCGGCUUGCAGUCAGGUGCAGUGGCGUGGCUGGCUAAAAAUGGACGCUCUACAAACCCCUCCACAGUGAAUGCCUUCCACUUUAUUGUACAGCACGCUCAACUAAAGUCGGUAGCAACCAGUGCAGUGCAAAAUCCCAUCCAUCUUCGACAAUCGAUAUUCGUCUAGCGGUACAGCUCAAAGUGCCUCAAACGGCGGAUAAUCGAAAUAUCGUCAAAAGAUGGCUUCCGUUACCCCUCACAUUGGCCAAAGAAGGUCCUACGACGGCGCCCUGUGCACCGUCCGAUUUAUUGGUGAACUCGAGGGCACCACUGGCUCAUGGCUUGGAGUUGAAUGGGAUGACCCGACACGCGGCAAACACGCUGGCCAACACAAGGGCAUCCGAUAUUUCACAUGCAAAUCCAAGUCAGCAACAGCAGCGUCUUUCAUCCGUCCAACUAGACCGGCAGAUGCACCCCAGACGUUUCUCUCUGCACUCCAGCUCAAGUAUGCAUCUGACGGACCUUCCGACAAUGGACCCGUACUCCCCGGAAAGCAAAUCGUUGUCGGAGGCAAGGUUGCUGAGGAGGUCGGCUUUGAUAAGAUCCGCCGUAAGCAGGCACAAUUGAGCGAGCUGAAGAUUGUCAUCCUUGACGGCUCAUGCAUCACCUCUGCUUCUUCACCAACAACAGACCCGGAAGAUCAUCAGACCAUCCGCCAGACUUGUCCCAAAGUCGUCGAGCUGGAUGUCAGUCGUAACUUGUUCACCGACUUUGGGACUGUGGUGGAUAUCUGCUCCGAGUUGGAUUCCUUGAACAGUCUAAGAGUUAACGGAAAUCGCUUUCAAAACGUCCUCGAACAUGAAAAGCUCAAUGGACCACAUGAAGCCUUCAAAGGCGUCAAGGAGCUCGAAAUGGGAGAAACGCUACUAGGUUGGCCUGAGAUAUGCCAUAUCGCCUCCAAGUUUCCUUCCUUGACUCUUCUUGAAAUUGGCACAAACCAGCUGUCUACUCUCGGACCAAUCCCGCCAGCAGUAUCCUUCACAUCGACACUAGUCUCUCUGAACUUGGAGUUCAACGGGUUUACAUCACUUCAUGACAUCGCUGCUCUCACGACUAUCAGCACCCUUCGAAAUCUGCAUCUGAAGGGUAACUUGAUAUCCUCUAUCACAACCUCUUCAUCCACUGAGGUACCAGUCUUUGGAAAGAACCUUCAAUACCUUGAUAUGUCAUACAACAAGGUCAGCGAUUGGCAAUUCGUCGACGCUCUUCUAGACUCCUUCCCUGGAUUGACUUCUUUGCGAUUCUCCCACAAUCCGAUCUACGAGAACCCAGGACUCGAGGAUGGGGCUAUUUCGGAAACGGACGGCUCGAAGAAGGGCACUGCCGCUAGUGAUGAGGCAUUCAUGUUGAUGGCUGCGCGUCUCCCGUCCGUUAAGACGCUCAACUUCAGCAAUAUUACUACUGCGGACCGUACCAACGCAGAGAUGUACUAUCUCUCUCGCAUAGCUCGACAAUUGUCAACCACUCCGGAGGCAGACGAAGCCCAAGUGCUUGCACGUCAUCGGCGCUGGGCCGAGCUAUGUGAACUCUACGGCGAGCCAGUAGUAUCGCGUCAACAGGACAUCAACCCGAACUUCCUUGAGGCAAGGUUGAUUACUGUUCACUUUUACCUCCCCGAGUUGGCGACCAGUGAGUCAGCAGACAACAUGUCUGUGCGAGAGAGGAUCGUCCAGAUACCCAAAUCGUUUGACAUCUAUGCAGUCAAGGGAAUUGCUGGGAGAAUGUUUGGUCUCCCGCCUCUGAAGCUGCGACUGGUGUGGGAGACUGGUGAGUGGGACCCGGUUGGUGGGUUCGAUGACGACGAUGGUGACAGCAGUGAAGACGAGGAGAUAGAGGCAGAGAGAGAGCGCAGACAGGACGAUUCCGCCUCACUGGCAGGCACAUCUGUAGCCGGAAAGAAAGGUGGAAGAUUUGUGAGGCGCGAGGUUGAGCUGAAGGAUGGUCCCCGCCAGUUUGGCUACUGCGUGGAUGGUCUCGAGGCCAAAAUCAGGGUCGAACUACGGUGAAGAUAUCACAAGAACAACUUUGUUUUGGUAGACGACCGGCAUCUACAGUCUUCAAAUGCAAACCCACCAUGUUCGACACAACACUACGAUCCAAAUAUGGUUCUCACAAGCGCUUGUUUCGGUCCUUCCAGGCAGUCUUUCCGCUGUGUUUGAAAUUUUGUCCGUUUGUUUGUUCGCCCAAAGCUUCAACGCUUGACAAGUUCUCUAAAGAUUGUCGGGCAAAAUAGCCGCA
Neurospora tetraspora is the source of this 2284-nucleotide messenger RNA. RefSeq lists its product as uncharacterized. Gene Ontology annotation, biological process: microtubule cytoskeleton organization; post-chaperonin tubulin folding pathway; tubulin complex assembly. Lineage: Eukaryota; Fungi; Ascomycota; Sordariomycetes; Sordariales; Sordariaceae. Gene Ontology annotation, molecular function: alpha-tubulin binding. The record is from RefSeq and is a predicted model, not a curated record. Gene Ontology annotation, cellular component: cytoplasm. The transcript is spliced from 3 exons. The coding region runs from base 226 to 2052 and encodes 608 amino acids.